UUCUUCGAUUCGGUUGUCUCUCUCUCCUCUGGGAAGAAAGCCUCUGCGAGAAAACACGCAGAAACUUCUAGAGAGAGAGAGAGAGAGAGAGAGAGAGAGAGAGAGAGGGAGAGGGAUGGGGGAAGAGAAGGAGGACCCGCAGAAGCUGAGGAGGAUCGCGGCGGCGGCGUACGACUACGAGAACGACCCGCGAUGGGCGGAUUACUGGUCCAACAUCCUCAUCCCCCCGCAGAUGUCCUCCCGCCCCGACGUCGUCGACCACUACAAGCGCAAGUUCUACCAGCGCUUCAUCGAUUCUGAUCUCAUUGUUGAGCCAAUGUCUUCUGGUAGUUCAUCUCAGUCAGCAAGGCAAUCUACUCCAUCCUCAGCUUCAUCAACGACCAAUGAGCAGCCUCGAUCCCGUAGCACUGGAUCUUCUACCCGAAGCUCUAGUGCAUCAGCAACUUCAGCUUCAAAUCCAGCUUCUUUGCGCUGGGAUCGGCAAACUGUACAAUUCUCUGUCAAUGCUUGGGUAUUCGUGGUGGCUGUACUGGCUAUAUUCCCAUUUGUGCCUCGAAAUCUUUCAAAUAGGGCAUAUCGUCUUUCAUUUGUGGGCACCGCAUGUUCGUCUGUGUAUUCUCUGUACUCAUUAUAUGGGAAACCUAGGGCAUGGAAUAUGCAAGCUUUGCAAGUUUACUUUCAAACGAUAAUAGUGACCAAGGAUUUCAUCUACUUCAUCUACUGCCUGACAUUUGUCACUUCGCAUCUUUACCUUAAAUUCGCUUUAAUUCCCAUUAUGUGCCGAGCUCUUGAGCAUGUGGCCAAGUUUUUAAGGCGUAAUUUCAGCCGUUCUUCCUUGUACAGAAAAUACUUGGAAGAGCCUUGUGUAUGGGUGGAGUCGAACACAACUACGCUUAGCAUAUUGUCCUCCCAAUCUGAGAUUGGAGUUGGCUUUUUGCUACUUAUCUCGUUAUUAUCGUGGCAGCGCAACAUCAUACAGACGUUCAUGUAUUGGCAGCUUUUAAAGCUUAUGUAUCACGCCCCUGCAACUGCGGGCUAUCAUCAAAGUGCGUGGGCUAAGAUUGGAAGGAGUGUUAAUCCGCUUAUUCAGCGCUAUGCUCCAUUCCUGAACACUCCAUUAUCUGCUGCUCAGAGAUGGUGGUUCAGGUAGUGCUCGAAAGGUAGGAGACUUGGGGAGCCAUCUUCUUGCUAGGACUUCUGGUGUCUCGUCGGAGGACACACUGUUAAGUGUCGGAGAAAGCCAUCUUAGACUUUAGAUGGAUGGUAGCUAAUCCUUUAAAACCAUGUCUCUGUUUUUGAUUCUCGAUCGGCUCUGGUGGGCCAUGACGCCCUGUUUUCUCACCGUUGCCCUCAUAGCUUAUUUAUUAAUAGUUUGAUCCAUCUACAGGACAGAUCAAAAUGGAGGUUGGAAUUUGCCUUGACCACUUUUAAAAUGGCACCUUGUCUUUCGUUCUUUGAAAUGACUUCUUGGGAAUUGGCAUGUGCACCUGAGAUGAAUUCGUGUCCUAGACAAAUAACUCCUUGAGUUUACAUGUGAAUCGUUGGUGUGCUCGUCUAUUUUAUCA
Molecule: messenger RNA, 1565 nt
Organism: Syzygium oleosum
Lineage: Eukaryota; Viridiplantae; Streptophyta; Magnoliopsida; Myrtales; Myrtaceae
Exons: 9
Coding region: 116-1150 (344 amino acids)
Biological process (GO): membrane organization; endoplasmic reticulum tubular network organization
Cellular component (GO): membrane; endoplasmic reticulum
Source: RefSeq, a predicted model, not a curated record